GGCACGUGCGGUGACCGUUCCUCUCGCGCAGUAACACAGUAACCGUUGCGCGCGCGGCGUUCGCUUUCCUCACGCUCUACUCCAUCACCGCGCACGGCACGCACACGUCCGCUCGCCCGCCCGCCGCCGUUUCCACGGACACAUCUACGCAUUCACGCUGACGGGAAUCCAUUAAUAGCAGACCGAUCGCCAUGGCAGAGGAGUAUCUGUACGGAAUCACUCUCGAGGGACCGAACGCGAGCGAGGUAUGGGACCCGGAGCACAAGAACGACGAUUCGGACGGCACGGCCCAGCACAUUGGCGCCGAUCAGAAGCUCAUUAUAAAAAUGGCUCUUCUGGGACCAGAAGCUAAACCUGGAGAGCUCAAUGUCCUGCAGGUUGAGGCGAUGGGUUUAAAGGGCCCCAUCAAAACUCCAAUUGCCUUGCUAGAGAUGGGAAAAACAGCGCAGAUCAUUCUUGAUCUCAGUUUCCCAGAUCCUCCAGUCACGUUCACAUUGGUUAAGGGCAGUGGACCAGUUCAUAUAGUAGGACACAAUCUCCUUGGUGCUCACAUUGAUGAAUUUGAUGACAUGGAUGAUGAAAUGGAAGAAGAGAACAUUGAUGAUGAGGACGAUGAAAAGGAUCCUGAAGAUGAAGACGACGAAGAUGACGAACCUAAGAAGAAGAAUGCUAAAUUAGCAGCUGCCGCUAAAUACAAAAAUCAGGCUAACAAGAACAAGAAAAAAUAAACAAGAGCCUUAACAUUAUGGAAAUAAAACAAACUCUUAAGUUAAGAUAUUAUACAUUAAGUCCAUCAUUAUCAUCCGCAUUUAUGCGAAUCUAGUAUCAUUUCAUCAGAUUAUCAUACAAAAAAAACAGUUGCCUUCCACCUUUUUAAAACACAACUGGACCAACAAAAUAAUAAGACAAUUAUAUUAUGUAUAAUUUUGGAAUGAUUUCGGAUAAUUUCUGAUUUUCAUUGCUUAACUUGAAAAAAAUAUUUGUGUGCUUUAACUAAUUUUUUAUGCUUCUUUUCAAAUGAAGUUUAUUACGAUAUUACCUCAGUUAUAUUGAUAUUUGUAUAACAUAUCUUUGAUAUGUAUGCUCGGAUAUUUUUCCAGAAUGUUGUAUAUUUAGUAACAUAGGAUUUGUCAGAAGUUGUUAAAAGAAAGCAAAUAUUUGUGACAAAGUUUUUAUAAGUAUAGUUUCUUCAAAAAGGGGUCUCUUGAUAUGGAAUACUUACGUGAUUUAAGAUAAAAUUGAAUAUUUUUUCUCUUGAUAAAAUUUUAUGUUCUUGAUAACAGAGAUCCUAAAACGGAAUAUUAUUUUUUUUUCUUUUUUACUAGACGACUUAUUGAAAUUUAUAUGAUACAAAUAUAUAAUUUUGGCAUGAUAAGACAAUGUGAUUAAAUGAUUUCCGGCCCAGUUGUAAAAUUUGUGGAAAGCAUGAAUAGAUCCAUAACGAGAGAUUUUAUAUUUUUGGUUUUUUCUGACAUCGUGUUCAUAUCGAUGCGACUCUUUUAGAGAAAAUAUAUCCUAAUGUUUAAACAAGACUUUUGGAAAUGGUUCUCAUAAAGAAUCGCGAAACUAAGGCUCCAGUAUAAUUUAUUAUUUUCGUGUGUACAAGAUGGGGGGAAAGGAUUAUUACUCAUUCAAAAAUCCUAAUUCCAGAAUUUUAUGUCUCUAAAGAUAUCAACAUUAAAAGAAGAAAAUAUAUACGUUAUCUCAACAUUCAUUCCAUUUGAUGAAAGAUAAUAGAAACGGGAGUUACAGGUGUACUGGGUAAAUGUUCUUACAUCAGCGUCAUGUGCUAUUAAAGCAUAUGUUGUGCAUGUAUAAAAAAAUCAUACGUGCGAUUGAUAAGUAGUCUGUACACCUAUUUUGUACAUAUACGAUACAAUAAAAAAUUUCACAACUUUUAAAAUCCGUA
Wasmannia auropunctata (little fire ant) is the source of this 1909-nucleotide messenger RNA. RefSeq names its product nucleoplasmin-like protein. The transcript is spliced from 5 exons. Gene Ontology annotation, molecular function: RNA binding; histone binding; chromatin binding. Gene Ontology annotation, biological process: chromatin remodeling. The record is from RefSeq and is a predicted model, not a curated record. The coding region runs from base 192 to 728 and encodes 178 amino acids. Lineage: Eukaryota; Metazoa; Arthropoda; Insecta; Hymenoptera; Formicidae. Gene Ontology annotation, cellular component: nucleolus; nucleoplasm; cytoplasm.